This is a messenger RNA of [Torrubiella] hemipterigena, 4584 nucleotides long. NCBI's taxonomy places the organism in Eukaryota, Fungi, Ascomycota, Sordariomycetes, Hypocreales, Clavicipitaceae. The record is from the annotation of a GenBank genome assembly.
AUCAAUACUAGAUUUUACACUGAAAAUGCACUCCGUUCUUAGAUAUUAUAUGCAUCUUGAGUUUACUAUUUAGCGGCAGGUACACACGUGUACCAAACGGUCGCUUAUCAACUACAGUGAUCCAGCCAACACCUGUUUUGUCUCCGUCCCGCCGCUGUCGGAGCGUGCCACCCGCCACCACCUGCGCCAGCUGCACCAACUGCCCGCACAGCACUCAGUCGGCCUUCUCCGCACGACUCAAAGCCCGUCGGCCGCUGGCCCACCACCACUAUCACCACUAACGCAGCCAAACAAACGCCCCCAACGUUGUCCCCCGCACUAUCGCCCAUUGUGGUGGAUACGCUGCAGAGAAGAAUGGCUCGGGUAGGCUGCGCCGGCCUACAAAAGUAGCUUGCAUCAUCAGGCUACGGUUACCUGGCGCGGCAUUAGUCCCGGGCCUGCGUCGUCCGUUGUCGCUGCAUUUCCGUUUCCUCUCCCCGCGGCCACCGGACAUAUUUGUCUCCUCCUCCUUCUCCUCAUCUGUCCUCCCCAUACAUCCCCUUACACACACCCGUCCUGUACAAUUUCUCUCUAUACUCUGUAACAUGGCUACGUGGGAAGCAAAAGCCGCUAGCAAGCGCAACACCCUCCAGCAGUCCAUCCCGCUUGAGUGGCGCAUCCCCAAGGACCUGCUGCCGCCACCAGACUUGGACAAUGUCAUGGACUGGCCUGAGACAUCGGGCUGGUUUACAAAGGAAGAGCUCGCCAUUACAGAUCUCACUGCGGAACACCUCGUUAGAAAGCUAGCGGGUGGUGCGUAUACCUCCGAGGCGGUCACCCGUGCAUUCUGCAAGAGAGCCGCUGCCGCUCACCAACUUACAAACUGUCUCUCAGAGACUUGCUUUGACAGGGCCAUUGCAACAGCUAGGGCUCUUGACGAACAUUACCAAAGGACCGGCAAGCCGAUUGGCCCGCUCCAUGGACUGCCCAUCUCGCUCAAGGAUAACUUUAACCUCAAGGGCCUGGAUGCCACACUUGGCUUUGUAUCACACAUUGGAGAUCCGGCCAAGGACGACUCGACGCUCGCCAAGAUCCUGCAAGAGGCCGGUGCCGUCUUUUACGUCAAGACGAAUGUGCCUACGGCCAUGAUGAUUGCCGAGACGAUCAACAAUGUCUUUGGAAGGACUACCAACCCUCGAAACAGGCGCACAACGUCGGGUGGCAGCUCUGGUGGUGAAGCGUCACUUAUUGCAUUCAAGGGCAGCCCUCUCGGCGUCGGCAGUGACAUUGGUGGCUCUCUUCGUAUCCCGGCUGCUUGUACCGGCAUUUUCACCCUACGUCCUUCAUUUGGCCGCUUCCCCACCCGGGACUGCCGCUCCGGUAUGGCCGGCCAAGAGGGUGUCAACUCUGUCAACGGGCCCAUGGCACGCAGCCUCGAAGACGUCCAGCUGUACAGCCGCGUCGUGAUCGACUCACAGCCAUGGGUUCGAGAUGCCAAGUGCGUGCCCAUCCCAUGGCGAGACGUUACAGCACCCCGUAAGCUUAAGAUUGGCGUCAUCUGGAGCGACGGCAUUGUACAGCCCACUCCACCCGUUGCCCGUGCCCUGCGCGAGACUGUGAACAAACUGCGCGCUGAUGGCUUUGAGGUUGUCGACUGGGACGUCAGCGACAUGGGUACAGCGCUGGCCCUGAUUAACCGUUUCUUCCGCGCCGACAAUGGCGUGAAUAUCAGGGGCGAGCUUGCUCGCGGCGAGGAGCCCUAUGUCAAAGAGAUGGUCAUCCACGAAGUGUCAGAGGAGGUAAGCGUGGCCGAUACAUGGAAAUUGCAGGCUGAGCGAUCUGCUUUCCAAAACGCUCAUCUCCUAAAGUGGCAAGAAACGGGUGUUGAUGCUCUUUUGUUGCCCAAUAUGCCGUAUGUGACGCAGAAGCACAGCAGCACCAACCACAUUGGAUAUACUGGCAUGUUCAAUGUCCUCGAUUACUCCUGCGUCACGUUCCCCACAGGAUUGACUGUGGACAAGAGCGUCGAUGUGUUGCCUGCUAAUUUCAAGCCCUUGAACAGCAACGAUGAAAAAAUCCAGUCUCAGUGUAAGUGAACCAAGUUAUCUGGCGUUAUAUAUAUUCUGUGAGCUGACGUGCUACUCUUGUAGAUGAUGCGGAUGUUGUCCACGGAAUGCCAAUCACGCUCCAGCUGGUUGGCCGAAGACUCGAGGAAGAAAAGGUCCUAUCCAUGACGGAGCGCGUACUUGAAGUCUGCAGCGACACAGCUACACCACCCUCCAGGCUGUAAAAAUAAUCCCCUUGACGUGGUCUAUAUCGAGAUUGUACAUAGAGGCUUCAUUUCCGUAGUAAAUACCUGACCCAGCUCAAGUUCUUGGCUGUCCGUUGAAACAGACUCGACGCUGCCCGUGCAUGUGUCAUUCUCGGCGUAAAGGGGCCUGGUAGUUGUCACGGCUUCUUCUUCGUCUUCGUUCCCCGAUCCAGCCCUAGGGCAUCCAUGACCGACCUUGUCUGGGAGUCGGAUUGAGCCCAACUAAACGGCGCCACGGUAGGUUUCUGAUUCACCGGGUGCAUAUGGCUGGAGACGCCUCCUACCAUUUCUACAUCUUCUGGCUGUCCACCAGUAUGACGCUGCCGCUUCGGUUCAAACGCCGAGAUUUGCGGCUUCCUUUGUAGCGGAAAUACAUGGCUUCCCACGCCGCCCACCAUCUCCGCAUCUUCCAACUGCGCACCAGUAUGCUGCCUUGAUUCUAUCUCCUUGCCUUGUCGCGUCCACUGCAUUGGCGACAUAUGGCUGCCCACGCCGCCGACAAUAUCAGCCCGCGCAAAUUCAGCCUCCCACGGUUCUGAUCUCGCUCUGGCCAAGCUCGGUACAGGCCCUUGGCUCUCCCAGUCUAGGAAGAUGGCAUGAUACGGCGUACCAUCUGAUUCCGUAGCCGGGCUGACCGUCAUGGUAAUUUUACAUCCAGCCAUUUCUAUAGUCUGUCUAUUGUCGCCAACUGGCCCGUACAUUCCUUCCUGCAUCGCCAGGCUUUCCUUGUAGGCAAACUUGAACGGGGUCGAGUUGACGCCAGACCAGUUGAUGCGGUCGACGAUGUUGACGACAAUCUGGCUGGUGUCGCGCUUCCUUCCCGUACCGCCGACGUAGAUUACCAACACAAAGUACUCGGAAUUCGGGUUCGUGUCAAAGCUGCCCGGCACAAAUUCGAUAUACAUAUACUGCUCCGUGGCUAGGUGCACGAGGAACUCGCCGCCCUCGACGUCCCAGUUGGCCCGUGGCCCGAGAGACCUAAUGUGCCAGUACUUUUUGCCCUUGUGGUCCCAUGCCCGCCAGCGUAGCCGGACAGCAUGGCGCUCCCACCGGACGAGCUCCUUCGCCAUGGUCGGUGUGACGCUGUUGAGGAUACAGACGGGUUCGAUGCAGGGGUCCAUUAUGGGUAUGUCAGCAAACGCUUUCAUGCGCUCUGGCGUAGCCUCUAGUCGCACAUAUAGCCCUGGGCUGACUUUUUGUAGGAUGAGGUAUGACCCGUCCUGCCGCACGCCACGGAAUCGGGCAUCUGCAUAGACAAGAAACAGGAUGUAGUGGUGGCGGAAUCCUCUUGCUGGUUUCUGCGAAUACAGCCACACAUUCUCAAACAUGACUCCUUUGUUGCUGAGAGAAAACUGUGCAGCGAGCUGGUUGCGCACACGGCCAAGAGCGGAUCUAGGCUGUUCUGUUUCCUGCUUGACAGCGGCAAAGCCAGCAAAGUUGGCUGGGCUUGGCGCGAGAAUAGGCAUAAAGUCGCCGUCUACCGUCGACUUGCCCUGCCAGGCGAAAAUGGUAAAAUCGUUGUACUUUUUAAUGACUUCUUCUUGGAGUCGGAUAAACGCCUUGUCGCCCUCACCGUAGAGCAUGGGCAUGUUAAUGUCGAGCAGACCGAGCAGGCUGUACGCCAUAUCUUCCUUGCGCGUUGUCUUGCGGUGAGCAAUCCACGAGAUUCUCUCGGCAAUGGGGAAAUCUUGGAGAUCUUGCUGAGGCGGACUAGUCAGAAGAGACUGCGGGACGCCAGUAAUGUCGGAGAUGAUGUGUGUCAAGUUAUUUCUGUCACCAACUUGCCCCCAGUGUCGGUUGAAGAAGAGCAUCAUCCUGGGGGCAAGCAGCUCCUGUAGGCACCAGCCGCGGGUAAACCACCUACAUGAUGCAAGGGCGUCUUUGAUUUGUGAGUCUGUCGCUUGGCCGAGGUCGCUGUCGAGAUCGCUGAGCAGCGAGUAGCAGACCUCGGAGUCACGGUACCAGGCGAACAUGGAGUUGAUGGCCUCGGUGAGUUCUGCGCUGCUAGACUUGUCAAUGCAGCAGGUGUCGAUCCAUAUGUAGUUGAAACCGUCUAGUUUGGUUUUAUUGCAGGCAUCGACAAUCUUUUUAUAGCCUGCCUUGGCUCUGAUGGUGGCUGCAACGUCGGUGUCAUCGUGAGCCUGGUUAAACUCGGCCAGCGAGACCUCUUCCAGGCCCCAGGAGUGGGAGAGGACGGCAUAUUUGGGGGUGGAAUCGCCAUAUACGAGCUCUAGCUUCAACGAAGAAGCGUUGAUGAGCCACAUCGCCAGUGGUGAGUUGCGCCGUUGCUGCUA